AUGGAUGAGAAGAUGGCAACCACACAGAUUUCCAAAGAUGAGCUUGAUAAGCUCAAAGAGGCCUUUGCAAAAGUUGAUCUCAACAGUAAUGGAUUCAUUUUCGACUAUGAACUUCACGAGCUUUUCAAGGAAGCUAAUAUGCCAUUGCCUGGAUAUAAAGUGAGAGAAAAUAUACAAAAACUCAUGCUGGAUGCAGACAUAAAUAAAGAUGGGAAGAUAAGCUUUAAUGAAUUUGUUUAUAUUUUCCAAGAGGUCAAGAGCAGUGAUAUUGCUAAAACCUUCUGCAAAGCCAUCAACAGGAAAGAAGGGAUUUGUGCUCUGGGAGGAACUUCAGAGUUGUCCAGUGAAGGAACCCAACAUUCUUACUCAGAGAAAGAAAAAUACGCUUUCGUUAACUGGAUAAACAAAGCUUUGGAAAAUGAUCCCGAUUGUAGACACGCCAUACCCAUGAACCCAAAUACUGAUGACCUUUUCAAAGCAGUUGGCGAUGGAAUUGUGCUCUGCAAAAUGAUCAGCCUUUCAGUUCCUGAUACAAUUGAUGAGAGAGCAAUCAAUAAGAAGAAGCUUACACCAUUCAUCAUCCAGGAAAAUUUGAACUUGGCACUGAAGUCUGCUUCUGCCAUUGGGUGUCAUGUUGUGAACAUUGGUGCAGAAGAUUUGCAUGCAGGGAAACCUCAUCUGGUUUUGGGACUGCUCUGGAAGAUUAAGAUUGGCUUGUUUGCUGACAUUGAAUUAAGGAGGAAUGAAGCACUGAUGGCCUUGCUUCAAGAUGGGGAGACUCUGGAGGAGCUUAUGAAAUUGUCUCCAGAAGAGCUUCUACUGAGAUGGGCCAACUUCCAUUUGGAAAAUUCAGGCUGGCAAAAGAUCAACAACUUCAGUGCUGACAUCAAGGAUUCCAAAGCCUAUUUCCAUAAAUAUCCAGCCCUAACUAAACCGGAAAACCAGGAUAUUGACUGGACCCUUCUAGGAGGAGAAACUCAUGAAGAAAGAACUUUUUGUAACUGGAUGAACUCUCUUGGUGUUAAUCCCCACGUCAACCAUCUCUAUGCUGACCUGCAGGAUGCCCUGGUGAUCUUACAGCUGUAUGAGAGAAUUAAAGUUCCUGUGGACUGGAGUAAAGUUAACAAGCCUCCAUACCCAAAGCUGGGGGCCAACAUGAAAAAGUUAGAAAACUACAACUAUGCAGUUGAAUCAGGGAAGAAUGCAGCUAAAUUCUCCUUGGUUGGCACUGGAGGACAAGACCUGAAAGAUGAGAACCCUACCUUGACCUUGGCUUUAAUCUGGCAGCUGAUGAGAAGAUAUACCCUUAAUGUUCUGGAAGAUCUUGGAGAGGGUCAGAAAGUGAAUGAUGACAUCAUUGUAAACUGAGUCAACAGAACAUUGAGUAAAGUGGUAGUGCUGAAAAUCCACUGA
Messenger RNA from Arvicanthis niloticus (Nile rat), 1413 nucleotides. RefSeq names its product plastin-3-like. Gene Ontology annotation, cellular component: cytoplasm; actin filament; actin filament bundle. Lineage: Eukaryota; Metazoa; Chordata; Mammalia; Rodentia; Muridae. Gene Ontology annotation, biological process: actin filament bundle assembly; actin filament network formation. The record is from RefSeq and is a predicted model, not a curated record. Gene Ontology annotation, molecular function: actin filament binding; calcium ion binding.